AUGCUCUCUCAUAUCUCUACGUCGAGUAACGUUCUCCAACAAUACAAGAAGCAUCCAUAUUCAGAGGCACAAGUUUCCAAACCAACCAAAGGGAAAACCCUUAAGAAGCGAAAGUCUGAUAGGGUUGUUACAUCACCUCCUGAACUGAAGAAGCUGAAGAAGCCCGCUAGGAGGCUUAUACUACAAUCCUCUAGUAACUCAGAUUCAGAGUAUGUUCCUCCCCAACAUAAGAAUGCUCCUCCUUCAGAAUCUGAGAGCAAAAGCUCUGAUGAUGAGGCUUCGGGUCGAGGUGAUACUCUACCUCACUCCCCUACAUCAAAAAUUCCAGUUCGCUCUCACCCUCCAUCACCUCCACCUGUAACCAUCCCAGUAUCCAUCCCUCCAAUUUUCCCCAUCCCCACUACACAACCUUUUGCUUCUAUACCCAUCCGUACUCCCAUAUUCACAGACACUACCACCACCACUACACAACCUUUUGCUUCUAUACCCAUCCGUACUCCCUUGGACCUGAAUAGAUCCCCACUAAGUACUCAUUUAUUGGAUCUAUUCCUGAAGAUAUGCUCGCUCAUAUCUCUACGUCGAGUAACGUUCUCCAACAAUACAGGAAGCAUCCAUAUUCAGGCACAAGUUUCCAAACCAACCAAAGGGAAAACCCCUAAGAAGCGAAAGUCUGAUAGGGCUGUUACAUCACCUCCUGAACUGAAGAAGCUGAAGAAGCCCGCUAGGAGGCUUAUACUACAAUCCUCUAGUAACUCAGAUUCAGAGUAUGUUCCUCCCCAACAUAAGAAUGCUCCUCCUUCAGAAUCUGAGAGCAAAAGCUCUGAUGAUGAGGCUUCGGGUCGAGGUGAUACUCUACCUCACUCCCCUACAUCAAAAAUUCCAGUUCGCUCUCACCCUCCAUCACCUCCACCUGUAACCAUCCCAGUAUCCAUCCCUCCAAUUUUCCCCAUCCCCACUACACAACCUUUUGCUUCUAUACCCAUCCGUACUCCCAUAUUCACAGACACUACCACCACCACUACACAACCUUUUGCUUCUAUACCCAUCCGUACUCCCUUGGACCUGAAUAGAUCCCCACUAAGUACUCAUUUAUUGGAUCUAUUCCUGAAGAUAUGCUCGCUCAUAUCUCUACGUCGAGUAACGUUCUCCAACAAUACAGGAAGCAUCCAUAUUCAGGCACAAGUUUCCAAACCAACCAAAGGGAAAACCCCUAAGAAGCGAAAGUCUGAUAGGGCUGUUACAUCACCUCCUGAACUGAAGAAGCUAAAGAAGCCCGCUAGGAGGCUUAUACUACAAUCCUCUAGUAACUCAGAUUCAGAGUAUGUUCCUCUCCAACAUAAGAAUGCUCCUCCUUCAGAAUCUGAGAGCAAAAGCUCUGAUGAUGAGGCUUCGGGUCGAGGUGAUACUCUACCUCACUCCCCUACAUCAAAAAUUCCAGUUCGCUUUCACCCUCCAUCACCUCCACCUGUAACCAUCCCAGUAUCCAUCCCUCCAAUUUUCCCCAUCCCCACUACACAGCCUUUUGCUUCUAUACCCAUCUGUACUCCCAUAUUCAUAGACACUACCACCACCACUACCACAACAGGUAGUGAGGACCUGGAAUUUGAUUCCACGUAUUUCAGUCCUUGCCAUGUGCAGAGUGAUCAUGAUGAUGAUGAGCCUGUUACAAAGCGUCAUCUCAAGGAAGUGAAUGAAAAGCUUGAUCAACUGCUCUCAUCCUCUUCCUCCGAAGCUCACUCUGAAGAUGCUUUAAAGGCCUUGUUCUCAUCUACUGUUAAAGAACACAGUGUCUCACUCUCUGCUGCAGCAAAAGCCAUUGAAGCCUCUACUUCAUAG
Molecule: messenger RNA, 1836 nt
Organism: Lactuca saligna
Lineage: Eukaryota; Viridiplantae; Streptophyta; Magnoliopsida; Asterales; Asteraceae
Source: the annotation of a GenBank genome assembly